Ictalurus furcatus (blue catfish) is the source of this 6998-nucleotide messenger RNA. It is a transcript of the gene shroom2a, whose product is annotated as shroom family member 2a. Gene Ontology annotation, cellular component: adherens junction; apical plasma membrane; apical junction complex. Gene Ontology annotation, molecular function: actin filament binding. Bases 1183 to 6126 code for a protein of 1647 amino acids. Gene Ontology annotation, biological process: actin filament organization. Lineage: Eukaryota; Metazoa; Chordata; Actinopteri; Siluriformes; Ictaluridae. The transcript is spliced from 10 exons. The record is from RefSeq and is a predicted model, not a curated record.
UAAAUGUAAUAAAAGCUAGCAGUGUAAACAGAAGACAUAAGAGUUGUGAAAAGACUUCAGAAAUUAGAAAUAGUCACUCUCAUCAUGUAAUGUGUAGUAUUUGUAAAUAACCAGCAGGGGGGACACUUCACCUGAUUUAAUAGGAAACUGAAUCACAGCCACAGGUAGGCUUCCCAACCGCGCCUCUGCUGGUCAAUCUAGGGCUUGAACCUAAAAUGGCCCCCUAUUGGACAUAGAGUGUGCUACGCAGGCUACAGAAGCCGUUAUUUCAUACCCUACGUAGGUCCCCUAUAUAGGGAGUAUCAAGGAAUUUAGGAUUCAGCCCAGGUUGUCUCCUGUAAUCCAAAAGGAGGUUUGGCAACAAGUAGUUUGACUUUCAUUGGGCUGCUAACCAACGAGUUCUUUUUUAUUUGCAGCGAUUAUUUUUAAUCAUUUUUGUGCAAUAUUCACUGGAUAUACGUUUAGGAAAAAUGAGUACAUUUAUCUGUAUGGGUAAUAUUCGGUGUUUUACCUUAUAGUUGAUUAGAAAUAACGCGAAAUAACCCGGCGUUAGCUUGGAAACCUCCAACCGGCUGCAUUAAUACUUUAGGGUAGUUUUGUUUGUGGAUUUUAUUUAACGGUUAAAUGUCUCUUUGAAGAGUUUUGUAAAUUCAGUAUAAAUCAACACUGCUGUUUUAAUCAGGUUUGGUUACAAUUUAAUGGGUUAAAGUUUUGCGUUAUUUUAUUGUAAUUAAUCGGCGUGUCCGAGCUAACAGGCUAGCUGCGUUCUGGUUGGCGAGUAAAAAAAAAAAACAAGUGGCAUUAGAAAAAGUUUAUAGUAGAGCGAUGUUUUUGUUUACAUGGUGUCCGGGCCGAAAGAAGAAGAGUUACUAAAACAGGCUGGAAAUGCGGGCUGUUUUUAAAGCACUACCUCGUCGGGAGAAUUAAAAAAAAAAAGGAGAGAGAGAAAAGCCUCUGCGCUCCAGCAUCAACAUGCUCCACUUACAGCGACAAAGUCAACAUGUCGGCGUUUAAACCUCGUUUUUAGAGACUUUCCGGAGCUUUAGCAGGUGCUGGUAGAGCUGUAAUCCUGAAGAAAGGGUUUAAAGGAAGUUCGUCCCUUAUUUUUUAAACCAGGGAUAAAUUUAGCCAAUUAAGUCCGCCGUAUUUAAGGACACGAGGAGCUGUGUGUGUGAGAGAGAAAUGGACGCUGUGGAUCAUCAUGUGGGCCGGGAGUCGGGAUUGAGUGUGCGGGAUGAUGGACUGCUCUCUGACUCGGACAGGACUGGAGAUCAGAAUGGACACUGUGGGUUAGUGUGUGUGUCUCUGUAUGGAGGAGCUCCGUGGGGGUUCACUCUGAGAGGAGGACGAGAACACCGAGAACCGCUCAUCAUCACCAAGGUUGAAGAAGGCAGCAAGGCGGCGGCCGUGAGGCUGCAGGUAGGAGACGAGCUCGUAAACAUCAACGAGUUUCCCCUGAGUGGCUACAGACAGGAGGCCAUCUGCUUAGUCAAGGGCUCCCACAAGACUCUUACUCUGGUGGUGAAAAGGAAAAAUGAACCCAUGAGCAGGCCUCACUCCUGGCAUUCUACCAAAUUCAAUGAGAACCAAUCAAACACUGCCAAAACACAGUCCACACCCUCACCAGUCUGGCAAACAAGAUAUGAUGCAAGUUCAUUCUCCUCUGACCUCGCUACUGGUUGGGACCAGCCUAAUUUGCGCAGAGUAUCGGACCAGUUCAGCUCCUUGGGCAGCAUGGAUAGUUUAGAACACGGCUCUUGCCCCUAUCCACCUGGACGCCUGUCUCCGAGCAAAUCUAACGGCAACAGUGUUGAACAUUUAGUGGGCGGAAAAAGAGAUUCUGCCUAUAGCUCAUUUUCAACCAGCUCAGGGACGCCUGAUUAUACGCUGUCCAGAAGCAACGCAGCUUCUACAGAGAAUAUGUUGUAUAAAAUUAACCAGUGGGACUCGGGAAGUCGGCCUGGCAACGGCAGACCCAGUCACAGCCUAAGUGAAGGGGCCCGACAGGAGGACAGAAUUGGUUAUCUACAGCCACCUUCAGUAAGCACUGGCCGAGAAAGCCCAAGAAUAGAGGAGCAGCCAGGCUACCGGCAUUCUACUUCUGGAAGGUCCAGCAUUGCGCCUGUUUGGCAUGUUCCUGAUAUGAAGAAGGCCAUGGCACCAUCACCUCCACCUCCUGCACCACCAACACGCAGUGAUAGUUUUGCUGUGACCAAGAUUCAUGAAAAGGGUUUGGUCUCCAGUUACCCUGAGAAUCCUGGGAUUCCUACCCAGUCAAAGAUCCAGGGCAAAGGAUUAAAGACUACACCAGAGAUGUCUGAAAGUAAUCAAAGGAUUUACCAUGCAACCGAGUCAGGCCUUGAAACGAGCCAAAACUACAACCCGCAACUUAAAAGUGGCACGAUUAAUCCAUAUGUUGCAGGUGACUACAGUCAACAAACUGCUAUUCCAAACUCAAAUAAGAAAUACUCACCAUCCAGCACUGAUCCGUCCUACACUCGCUUAGCCUACCAUCAACGUCAGUACAGUGAAGAGAGCACUUUUCAUGCGCCGCCCAGAACCCCAUCUACAGGCAAGUCUCAGAGUUGCUAUAGCAGCAUGCAAGAGUUACCCACCAACAACCAUGCUCCACACUAUAGCCAGAACCAGAUCAGAAGGCAUGUUGCAUCGCUGUCCAGCACUACUAUUGACCAAAACCCUGACAGUCAAAGCUCCAACAGGUAUUACUGUGUCACAUCUCGACAAUCCUCUCAGGGAGGAUCCCAGGCCUCUUUAUUGCGGGUGGAGGACAGGAAUGCUAAUUCUCUGAUGGAAAUCGCCCAAAGUGGAGGUGAUAGAACUUCCAUAAGCUCUCAAGGACAGCUCAAGGACAGGUUCACCGCAUCUCAGGUACUACAGCACCCAAAUAACCAAGACGGCAAUGGAUAUUAUAGACAGGUUGACAGCCAGCAUCGGGUGUACGCGGCAGUUAAUAGGUCUUCUUUUGAUGAUGCAGCAACUAAAGCGUCGGAGGGAAGAGGACUCCAGAAGCAAAACACCGUAACAAACUCAGAGAGCCAUUUCAUCAAGCACAGCCAGCAGGGGAAGAUCAUUGAAUCUUACAGAUUGGGAGAAUCCUCCAAAGAAGAUUUACCGUCUAAAAGUGAGACUACAGUAUGCCCCAUGAAAACCCCUAUGCUGCACUCUCUAUCACAUGACAGCAGUAGGUUGGUUGACGUAGAAAGUGAAGUGGGUAGUGGUGAUGGACAACAGGAAUUCGUUGAUCCCCAGAAUGGCAGGCAGGUUCGACGUAGUGACCGUUUUGCCACCACGUUGCGAAAUGAGAUCCAGAUGAGGAGAGCUCAGCUUCAGAAGAGUCGAAGUGCAGCAGUCCUGAGUGGCUCAGCUGAUCCUGAAGAAGAGCCUUCCAUUUGGAAGUCCACAGAUAUCUCUUCACCUUCCUCCGAUGGUUCCUUCCGUGGUGCCUAUAAAGACCAUUUGAAGGAGGCCCAAGCUCGAGUCCUUAAAGCUACUUCUUUCAGGAGGAGGGACUUGGAGCCAGUGCUCCUAGAGCACCCAGGAUCUGAAGUUCUGUCCAUUUCCCGCAAGGAUACACCUUCUCUGCCAAGCGUCUCUGAGGUCCCUUCAAAUAAGCCUGCUUCGGGUACAAACCACGUGCCCCGUAUAUGUGGCCGAAAACGUUUUCCCGUAGAGAAGAAAGUACGGUCCUUCUCUGAGCCUGAAAAAAUUAAUGAGGUUGGUGUUGACGAGGAGCCAAUUCCACAAGAUAAUGACGUAUUUUUAGUCAACAGGCAUAAAGUCUUUGAGGCAACAGGAAAACCUGCUUAUCGCAAACCCAUGUUGAAGCAAAAUCUGCAAAUAUUUGAAGACUCCAGAUUGGACAAGUCUGGAGAAUCGUUUCAGUCUGGACAAAGUGAUAUUACCAAGAAGGUUAGCAACAGUAAGGCAACAGAUAGUGGAUCAAAUUCCUCACAAAGACUGGGCACUUUUGCAGAGUAUGAGGCCACAUGGAACAUACAGAGAAAAGUGGAUCCCAGAACGUCUGGAAGGUACCACUCAGCUGAUAACAUCCUCGAUCCAGCAGUGGAUGAGCAGCAUAAGCCUGCCUAUUUCCAUGAAAGGUCACGCUCCUCUCCCUCAGAGGACUUCUAUGGCCAGAACAUCCCCGUGCAAGGAAGGAAGUCAGCUGAAUACUACCCACCUGAGAGAAAACUCUCUGAUCAUGACAAGUCUGCAUCGAGGUUAAGUGACGGAGGAUACAAGGAUUUAUUGCCCAAGCCGAAUCAAGAACCAGCGCCACUUUUGACAGGAGGCGAGUUUGAGAGAAACGUCUCAGAUCCACCAUUCACUCGUAAAUCUCCUCCACAACCUGCUGGUCCUUCUCAACAUUUCCCCGAUCGUAGCAUCCUCACCGAUCCACCUUCGAACGCAAAAAACAACGGCUCGAUUUCUCCGAGACCUCCUCCGACACGCCUGGACAAGUACAAAUGCCCCGAGGCCGCUGCGCCUCUCUUGACCUCACGGGGCGAAACCUGUGUCUCUCACUCUCCCAUUAAAGACACCCCAAUCCACGCCCCAGUGUCCUGGAAGGACCCGGAGCAUAGCAAGGGUCCAAAAAGAGAGGAGGAGACUCAACUGGAGACCAUACCCCUUCCUCCUCCUUCUUUUCCUCCUCCUCCUCCUCCUCCUCCUCCUGAGCCUCCUGCCCACCUGACUCCACCCAGCAUGGAAGGGCAGCGUUCGCCAUCACCUCACUUCGCUCCCCAGAGACUGACUGACAAGCCCCCUGUCCCUGUCUCCCAGCAGGAUGAAACCACAGGAAGGAUGGACGAGGUGAUUGACGACAGCACCACUGUGAAAAAAGUGCCCAUCAAGAUCGUCCACUCUGAAAGCAGUACAGAGAAAGAAAAUCGACAGUACCUUCACCCAAGCCCCGAGACACCCCUCAGCUCACGGCCCGCAGUCUUGUCUCUGUCCAGUCUGGAAGCCCCAGAGCAAUCCUCCUCUCCAUUUUGCACGUACACACGUCAAAGAGAGCAGGAAAAUGAAGCCAUGGGCCCUCAGAAGGAGCAGCAGCUUCAGACUGAUGUCUCGGGACCUCAGGAGCCACAGAAAGACCCCUGUGUGGAUCAGCGCAGUAACGGAGUCUCCUCGGCCAGCCUCAGUGCUUCCUCUCACUCUGAGGAAGAUGAGAAGAGAGAGGUGUUGGCCAGGGACAUCAUAGACAGAGAUAAGUCCUUGGCGGACAUUUUGGACCAGAGUAAGAGGAGGACCACUAUGGACUUGAUGGAAGGGAUUUUCCCAGAAGGAGAGCAGCUGGUUGAGGAGGCGCACCAACGCAGGAGAGCUGCACCCAAACUGACUCCCUCACGCAGCUCUGAAGAGAGGAGAGAGGAGGAGAGCAUGGCAGCGGUGGCGGCCACAGCAGCUGCUCUGGUGACCAGCUCAGCUUAUUACAGCACGUCGGCUCCCAAAGCAGAGCUGCUUAUUAAAAUGAAGGAUAUGCAGGAGCAGAGUGUAGAGCUCGAAUCAGAAGAGGAACUGGAGGAGGAGAAUGACACUGAGCUCGCCAACAAGAAGCACGAGCUGAUCGAGAGCCUGAGCAAGAAGCUGCAGGUGCUGCGGGAGGCGAGAGAGAGUCUGCAGGAGGACAUGCAGGACAACAACGCUCUGGGCGAGGAGGUCGAGGCCACCGUGCAGGCCGUCUGCAAACCCAACGAGCUGGAGAAAUUCCGCAUGUUCGUCGGGGACCUGGACAAAGUGGUCAGCCUUCUGCUGUCUCUGUCUGGACGACUGGCGCGUGUAGAGAACGCCCUAAACAGCCUGGAGGAGGAUGCACCGCUCGAGGAGAGGCGUACCUUGACGGAGAAGCGCAAGCUGUUGAUCCGGCAGCACGACGACGCCAAGGAGCUGAAGGACAACCUGGACCGGCGAGAACGGGUCGUCUACGACAUCCUGGCCAGCUACCUGCAGGAGGAAAACCUGGCCGACUACGAGCACUUCGUCAAGAUGAAGUCCGCGCUCAUCAUCGAGCAGCGCAAACUGGAGGAUAAGAUCAAACUCGGCGAGGAACAGCUCAAUUGUCUGAUGGACAGUUUACCUCCAGACCAGAGGUCACACUUCUGAGAAAUGGCAAAUGGACUUUACACUCUAAAGUGAUACUGCGUCCAGAUUUCAAAGUCAGAACCGAUCUAAUCAGACUCCGGCAUUGCUGAGACCCUCAUGCUGCCGUUGUUUUCAGAGCUGUACCACUUCUUGACUGUUUUAGAACCACAACUGACUUUGGGCUGCAUCGUUACCGUUCAGUACUGUGAUUAUCGUGAUUAUCGUGAUUAUAAGCCAUGCUGUACUGGAUGAAAUGAAACAUUUUAAAGUGCUUAACAUAACUUGUUAAGACCAUGAAACUGUGUAUCUGACGUAUUACCCCGGCCUCGUCUCAGUUACUCUUUCAGUGUCCAGUGUUUCUGUAAUUUCACUUUUUGACCACUAGUGGGCGGUGGAAGAUGGUUACAUUUGGCUUGCCCACAAGGUACAAAUCACUUUCCACUCAUCCCUUACACUAGCAUACACGUAGAAGACUCUAACAUGACCAUUUACAGCUCGUAUUCCAAACCCUUCUCCCAUAUCGAACUUUUUUCACUAUGGUGCAUUAUUUCCUAUAGCAUCGGUCACUGCCCUUGUCAUGUUUAAAACAAUUUCAUGUUGGGGUUUUUUUUUUUAUAGUAAUUUAUUGUAGACUUUUAAAUCUGUAAAUAAGACCUAGAAUAUGUUAGUAUUUACCCUUUCACUUACUUGGUCUUAGCCAGAAAACAUUCCUUUUAGCUUAAAUGUGGUUUUUAAAAAGGAACGUGUUUAUAUACACAGUAAAGAGUCACGCUGGAAUUAGAGCCACCUCAAAACCUGUUGUUUGUCAAGUAUUUGAGGGACUACCUGAGCAAUACAAUAUUCUCACUGACAAUUGAAUGCUUGUCUAUAAAAUACUGACUGCCUUCUGCUCA